GCGGCAAGUAAGUAAAACGCCCGCAUCUUUGGCGCCUUACUCCACGGCUGUGACAGCAAGCCCACUUGUAAAUGAGCGCUUAAGGGCUCAAUCCCUCUCUCCCAUUCGGAUUCUGUAAAAAUGGGAGCAUUAGAUUCUCUGAAAGAAUUCAGUUUGCUGACAUGGAUGAGAGAAAGAAGACAGUCCAGAAGAUUGAUAUUGCUUAUCGUAUUCAUCGCUCUUUUGUUGGAUAAUAUGCUAUUGACGGUGGUCGUGCCCAUUAUCCCCAGCUACCUUUACACACUGGACGAUGAGGCAGCUGUGGAGGACAGGAGUACCCCUACCGCCAUGCCCUUUCCCUCCUCUAGCACGUUCCAGACCAUUAUGUCACUGUAUGACAACUCUACAUAUGAGAUCAGUGGGGUCAGCCUGCACUCCACUCUAAAACCGUUGGCACCGUCCACAUCCAUCGCCCCGGCCACCACUAACGCCACCGGAACAGACUGCCCCAAAGGAGACAAACAGCUCCUCGAUGAAAAUGUGAAGGUUGGACUCCUUUUCGCCUCCAAAGCCACUGUGCAGCUCCUCACCAACCCUUUCAUCGGGCCCCUCACUAACAGAAUAGGUUACCAAAUCCCCAUGUUCGCUGGCUUCUGCAUCAUGUUUCUCUCCACCAUCAUGUUUGCAUUCUCAAAGAGCUACACUCUGCUGUUUCUGGCCAGAUCCAUGCAGGGGGUUGGUUCCUCAUGCUCCUCAGUGGCUGGAAUGGGAAUGCUGGCGAGUGUCUACACUGAUGACGAGGAGAGGGGCAAUGCCAUCGGUGUAGCUCUUGGAGGAUUGGCCAUGGGGGUACUGGUGGGCCCUCCGUUUGGGAGUGUCAUGUACGAGUUUGUCGGGAAGACCGCUCCUUUCCUCAUCCUGGCUGUGCUAGCCGUGCUGGAUGGAGCGUUACAGCUGUUUGUCCUGCAGCCCUCAAAGGUGGAGCCAGAGAGUCAGCAAGGCACUCCAAUCCUCACACUUAUGAAGGACCCCUACAUUCUGAUCGCUGCAGGUUCCAUUUGUUUUGCUAAUAUGGCCAUUGCCAUGUUGGAACCAGCCCUGCCUAUUUGGAUGAUGGAGACCAUGUGCCCAAGGAAAUGGCAACUCGGUGUUGCGUUCAUCCCUGCCAGUAUCUCAUACCUCAUAGGCACGCACAUCUUUGGUGUUAUGGCACACAAAAUGGGCAGAUGGCUCUGCUCUCUUAUUGGAAUGCUUCUAGUUGGCCUCAGUAUUCUUUGCGUGCCUUUAGCCAAAGACAUCUAUGGACUAAUUCUUCCAAACUUCGGAGUGGGGUUUGCUAUCGGGAUGGUGGACUCCUCAAUGAUGCCUAUCAUGGGGUACCUGGUAGACUUGCGACAUGUCUCUGUCUAUGGGAGUGUGUAUGCCAUCGCUGAUGUGGCUUUCUGCAUGGGAUUUGCAUUAGGCCCCUCGGCUGGUGGGGCCAUCGCUCGGAGCAUCGGUUUCCCUGCUCUCAUGACCAUAAUUGGGAUCAUCGACAUCCUUUUCGCCCCGCUCUGUUUCUUUCUCAGAGAUCCCCCUGCCAGAGAGGAGAAAAUGGCCAUUCUCAUGGACUCCAACUGCUCGAUGAAGACACGCUCCUAUUCAAUGCAGGGUACAAGCUAUCAGAUGGGUGAUGACUUCGAAACUGAGAGUGAUGAGUAGCCAGUCUUUGUCCAGCAUGCACAUGAUGACCUUCAAGAGUAUCUAUUUUGUUGUAUACAAACUGAGAAAAAACAAGGAAGCCAAACAAAAUCACAAAAUCAAAAAUCUACGGGAAUGGGAAUGCCUCUGGGCUGUCAUUGUCACUGUCACUGUCCCACAAAAGGGAAAGCAAAAGGCUUUCUUGUUCUUGCCCCAACAGCUUACAAAAGAGCAUUUUGCAGGAAUCAAAGCCUUACUCAAACAGAAUGGAGGAUGAAAUUAAACAGGGUCUGAGUUAAAACAGGGUUUCCCUUAUAGGACGUUAAUAGUCAAUCAUUGACCCUGUGUAGGUCAUUAGAGGUCAAAAUAUGAUGGGCUCAUUCCAGUGACAGUAUUGACAGCUACUGAGUCUGAUUUGUAAGCCAAGGCACUUUAAAGCAGCUUGUGCUGAUGAGCUUCUUGUCAUCUAUGAAAGCUGUCUAUUCAUGCAUUUGGAUGUGUUGGUUCAUAAUUGUUUUUUAAAUGACCAUCUUCGAAACCUUUUUUGUAUGUUUUAUUCCCCAUUUACAAUAGACAAUAGAGGUGUUUAUAAAUCUUCCUCAAAGAUUUGGUACAUAAUCCACAUGGAAUUUUGAAGAUGAGAUUGUGGUGACUAUUCCAGAUGUUUACAUUUAGGCAUUUGCAGAUGUUUUAUCUGUUUGUGAUGGACAAUGGAGAUGAAAUGAAUCAUCUUUUCAAUACCAGUAUAUCAGCCAAUUCAUAUAUGGAAAACAUUUUAAGAGGUAUGUAGUCAUAGGUGUUGGAGGGAUUAUGAAACAGCCUUGAGUAUAAAACUAUUUGUUGCAGUAAGGGCUGCUUACUGAAUUAAGCCAUAGAGAGUAGCUGUUACCCUUCAUAGUAGCCUAUGUGUAUUAUUUUGAAAACAGCACAAUCCCAAUCCAUGACAUGAGUUCAGAUCCUGACCUUCAUUGAUAAAAUGAAGUGGUUGAGAAACUUGAGCAUCUCUGACCAUUACACAUAGACUCAAACUUAAUUUCUUGUAUAGAGACGGUAUAUUUUGGUAAAUUGUUUUACAUGUACAUGUAUGGGGGAAGGGACAAAUGAGUCUGUUUAAAGCCAUGGUUCCAUAGAAUCAUGGCAUUUCUUUCUGUCUUAACUAAUUGUUGUGUCUGCAGUCUUGUAGCUGUGUUGAUCACCGUCCGAGUCACAAUAUAUACUAUAAGAUAAACAACCAUGCUACGUACAGUUAAGGAAGUAUACACCUGUAUGAUUGGAAUGCUCUUACAUUUAAUAAUGUUAAAUAUUGAUUACAAUUUAGUGACAAAAUGACACAAACUUUACUUGAUCCUUAAUUCAUAAGACAUACCAUAAAUCACAUCAUAAACACGUUGUGGUAAAAAAUGAUAUCUGGUCAGCAGCCAUUAGCAGUGUGUAGUGAUACAACAUGUCAUGUUAUCAUUACCAGUGAUGGGACCAAACAUGUCUUAGAUGAAAUGAUGUUGAAGGAAGCCAUUUUCAUGUAUUGGAUACAGCCAGAGCCUGAUAGAGCCUCUCUCUAGGGCUCUGCAUAAAGCAUUCAGUUAGUUCUAAAUACAUGAAACAGGAAACACAAUAAGCCUACUACUAUUUAGAAGGGAAGUUUGUGUCAGUAAAGAUUUUGUGCUCAUUUUGUCCUGUUAUCUUCAACAUUCAACUCCCUUUGUUAUGAACAGAACACAGUUGUGCUGGAUAUUCAUUAUUAACUGCCAUUAUGGUGGCGUUACAGAAUCGACUAUAGGGGUUGAACAAGAUAUUUCUGAUGUGCCAAACUACCUUAACAUUUUGUGAAAAUGUUCUUGCCCUCUCUCAAAUCGGUGGAGGUACCAGUGAUAGACUAUUCUGUGACUAUUGAUAAAUGAAAAACAUUUCCACAUCAUGUGAAUGUGUGGACAGGUUGUAAUCUUGAUUUGUUAUCUUGGUCAUAUUUGCUAGAUGGUAAUUGUGUGAUACAGGUUCAGAGCAUUUCCAGUGUUCACCUAAACUCAAACGGCUUUGUAAGUAAACCAGACCAGAUGGUGAGGGUCCACCUGUGCCUUAUAGAAAACUUAAUAACCACUUAACAGAUCUUUAGGUCUGAGGUUUCAAGUCAUGUAAAGUCAGUCUUCAUUCAGAACAACCUAUUUGCCAGGUUCCAAUGUUCCAAUAUGUUAUUCAAACACCAUCGUUUUACUCUCACUAGAGUUGGUGUUUGACAGUAGCUUUCUAAGCACACAUUACCAUUAUAUACUAGACCUGUGCACCAGUUAUUGCAUCUGUUACAGACUUCAUCUAUGACUACAUCAGAGUACAACACAUAGCUGUGGCAAAAGAAUUUAUGUACAAUCUCACAGAAAAACUUGGUGUUGCACGAGGCUCAUACACUUCACUGAUGAGUUGAUGCUGUUUUAGUAAAGUCUUCAUAACACUUAAAAUCAUAACACUUAAGGCAAUAAGUGUAAGUCAAAUUCUGACUGCUCCUUAAGAUACUCUGAUUUUUAAGAUGCUUGUGAUCUGUAUAGAUAUCAAGUACUUUGUGUGUCUUAAGAGGUCUUACCCUUCAACAGAAGCACACAUACAAUGUUUCUUUAAAACGGCAGUCAGUUAUUGUUACGUUUGUUCAAACUAAAUCAAAAUAUUUAUUUAUCCUACAUUUUUGUUAAAGGAAGAAUAAUUCUCUGACAUCACUUUUCUGAAGUGAACUGUAUGGACCACACAUCUCACCUUCAACAGCCAUUGGGUCUGACCAAUGAUGGCGUGUCAGAAAAGUUCAGUUUAAGUGUAGCUGAAAUAUGACUGCAGAGUAUAUAUAGAGGAAGUUUACUGAACCUGACAUCCUGUCAACAGAUAUGAAAUUAUAUUGUGGAGAUUGGUAUACAUAUAUAUUUUUUGUUAUAUGUUUUGUAUAUUCUAAGUGUGCGACAUGCACAAUGUGUAUGCGUGUGUGUUUGCUGGUGGUGGUGCGUGUGCCUUUAGACCCUUGUAUGUCUUCGGUUUAUGUGUGUCAAUUAUAUCAGAUAUAAACUAUUGUAACUGGUACAAGCAAAUGUGGAUAUUUCCUCCAGAUGAGCCUUUGGCAGUCUGUGGAAAACCUCAGGCGUGUGAUAACUGUGAAUUCAGUGUCAGUACAGGAUUGAAAAAAAAAACUAAAAUAAAUGUUGUU
This is a messenger RNA of Alosa sapidissima (American shad), 4837 nucleotides long. RefSeq names its product solute carrier family 18 member 2 (gene slc18a2). Gene Ontology annotation, biological process: aminergic neurotransmitter loading into synaptic vesicle; transmembrane transport; xenobiotic transport. Lineage: Eukaryota; Metazoa; Chordata; Actinopteri; Clupeiformes; Clupeidae. The record is from RefSeq and is a predicted model, not a curated record. Gene Ontology annotation, cellular component: synaptic vesicle membrane; terminal bouton. Bases 121 to 1680 code for a protein of 519 amino acids. The transcript has 16 exons. Gene Ontology annotation, molecular function: xenobiotic transmembrane transporter activity; serotonin:sodium:chloride symporter activity.